AUGAGUAAACAUGCUUUGUUUAUCAAGCUCGGCCUCGACACUUGUCCUGUUUACGCUACUAAUCUCAUUGCUGACUAUGUUUCCUCCAACUCCCUUACCAUUGCCCACAAGGUGUUCGACCAAGUGCCUCUUAAAGACAUGCCCUUAUGGACUGCUCUCAUCUCAGCCUAUGCUCGCUCCAAUCAACCCCACAAUGCCCUUCACCUCUUCUCCACCAUGCUUCAACAAUCUGAAUCUCACCCUCCUAAUCACUUUGUCUUCACAGCUGUUGCUCGCGCCAUUGCUUCUUCCGCUCCACAACACCUCAAUUUGGGACAAAACUUGCAUGCCCACGUCAUAAAAUCUGGAUUUCUGUCCAGAAAUAUCAUUGUUCAGACUUCCUUUUUGGAUUUGUAUUCGAAAUGUGGGGUCAUGGAGUGUGCCCGGAUGUUGUUUGAUGAAAUGCCUAUUAGAAAUUUGGUGACCUGGAAUGCUGUUAUUUCUGGGUAUGUUCAGAAUGGACAGGAAUGUCAAGGGUUAGAGUUGUUUUAUCGAAUGAAAUGCAGAGAAUUUUACGUGCCUGAUGAGUACACCAUUGCCACCGUUUUAUCUGCCUGUGGCUAUGUGCAAGAUUUACUUUUGGGCAUGCAGGUUCAUGGUUAUGCAUUUGUUAGUGGGUUAGACUCAAGUUGUAGAAAUUCACUUGCCAACAUGUAUUUCUAUAGCAGUAGCGUUGCAUCAGCAGAGAAAGUUUUUGUUGAGAGUGACCUUGUUUCCAAGCUUGUAAUGAUACGGGGUUAUGUAUUUAAUCAUCUGUAUGCUGAUGCUUUGAAGUACAUUUUGUCUACGGAGAAUGCUGUUGAAAUUUUAGUUAUGGAUCAAACUAUUUUCGUGCCUUUGCUAUCUACUUGUGCCAAGUUGCAGUUGCUUAAUGCUGGGAAGCAACUCCAUGGUCUCUUUAUCACUUUGGUGGAUUCAUAUAACACUGCUCGUUUAUUAAAAGAGAGCAGAACGAUUAUUGGAAGUACACUCAUAGACAUGUACAGCAAGUGUAGUGAUAUUGGCAAAGCGCGAAAAGUUUUUGAAAGUUGGCAAAUACCUGAACGACAUGUUCCAGUGUGGAAUUCUUUGUUGUCUGGUUAUAUUUAUAAUGGACUCAUUGAAGAUGCGAAGGCACUUUUUGAGGAUAUGCCCGAGAAAACUAUUGUUUCUUGGACUAGCAUGAUGACUGGGUAUCUGCAAAAGGACUUACCCGAAGAAGGCUUAAAUUUAUUGGCUACGAUGUAUUCGGGAGAAGAAGGAUCCAGGAUAGAAGGAAACUGCUUGACUUUUGUGGUGGCACUUGAAGCAUGUUCCCGUCUAACAGUUUUGGACAAAGGAAAGCAAAUACAUGCGAAAAUUAUUAGAGCAUUACCAGAUGCAGAUGGCAAUGUGGCUGUUGGUACAGCUUUAGUUGACAUGUAUUCAAAAUCAGGUUACUUGUGUUACACGCUCCGACUUUUUGAUGCAAUGAAAGCGAAAAAUGUUGUUUCGUGGACUUCUGCAAUCAUGGGAUUUGCUGUUCAUGGAUUUGCCUUGCAAGCCCUUGAACUUUUUCAGCGUAUGGUAAACAUGGGAAUUAAUCCCAAUGAAGUGACAUUUACCGCAGUAUUAACUGCUUGCAAUCAUUGUGGUUUAGUAGACGAGGGUAUGCAAUAUUUUUCGCAAAUGAGGAAGCGGUAUGGUUUGACCCCCAAAGAAGAACAUUAUACAUGUGUAAUUGAUUUAUUGGGGCGUAAUGGAAGGCUUGAUGAAGCAUGGCAUUUGGUGGAGGGAAUGGAAGAGAACCAUCUAAGUGAUGGGUGCUCUACUGGUGCCAUUUGGGCUGCACUUUUAGGGGCCUGCCAGUUGCAUGAAAACGUAGAAAUUGGAAAGAAGGUAGCUGAAAAGAUGAUGGAAAAGGAGAAACAGAUUUCUACUGCUUCUGUUGCGCUAUCUAAUGUUUUUGCAGCAGCUGGGAUGUGGAAUGAAGUGUACGGAGUAAGAGAGAGUUGGAGAAGAAAAGGUCAGGCUGAUCGAGAGCCUCCUGGUCUUAGCCGCGUUUUCUCACAAUCUCGUUAA
Molecule: messenger RNA, 2079 nt
Organism: Capsicum annuum
Lineage: Eukaryota; Viridiplantae; Streptophyta; Magnoliopsida; Solanales; Solanaceae
Product: pentatricopeptide repeat-containing protein At1g31430
Exons: 1
Coding region: 1-2079 (692 amino acids)
Biological process (GO): RNA modification
Molecular function (GO): RNA binding; protein binding
Source: RefSeq, a predicted model, not a curated record